Messenger RNA from Solea senegalensis (Senegalese sole), 4029 nucleotides. RefSeq names its product Janus kinase 2b (gene jak2b). The transcript has 24 exons. Gene Ontology annotation, cellular component: membrane; cytoskeleton; cytosol. Gene Ontology annotation, biological process: cell surface receptor signaling pathway via JAK-STAT; hemopoiesis; cytokine-mediated signaling pathway. The record is from RefSeq and is a predicted model, not a curated record. NCBI's taxonomy places the organism in Eukaryota, Metazoa, Chordata, Actinopteri, Pleuronectiformes, Soleidae. Bases 434 to 3787 code for a protein of 1117 amino acids. Gene Ontology annotation, molecular function: histone binding; non-membrane spanning protein tyrosine kinase activity; ATP binding.
GCGCAGAAGCGGUCCAGUAGCACAGUAAUUAGCAUCCUGCCCUCAGUUAAAGCCGUGUAAAAGUGAAGAAAAUGUGACUUUAUCAGAGAAUUGAACUCAUGUUCCGGCUCCAGAAAACGCCAGUGUGCAGUGGAAACGCGUGUUAUUGGACCCGUGUUUUUAACUGAGCAGAACGUGCUGCUUAGCCACAGUAGCUGCUGUUAGCCACAGUAGCUGAAGUUCGUGUGUUGAGACGGACGCGGCUAAAGUUGAUAGAAACUCUGUGACAUUAGAAUGAAUCGAGACACCGAAAAAGCCCGGAUAUUCGCAGAUGAUUCCCACCGAAAAUAAACUCUCAACUCGCGUGACCUUUUCUUUUCCACUGAACUGCAGAGACUAGCUCGCUGCUAGCCUCGGCUAUCUAACGUCUGACUUACCUACGAAAGAUCAAUGCAUGUUGUUGAUGGCGGCCAUGGACUCUGUGACAGAGACAUUCCCCAUGGUGCAUCAAAAUGGGAAUGUCCAUCGGGAAUCCCCAGAGACACGAGUGUCUGCAUCUGUCCUGAGGCUUCACUUGUACCACAGCAGCAAUGAGGGGGCAGAGUGCACUGUGCUUACCUAUCCGCCAGGAGACUAUGUGGCUGAAGAGCUGUGUAUGGAGGCGGCAACAGCAUGCAGUAUAUCACCUCUUUACUGCAGCCUCUUUGCUCUCUACAGACAAAGAGAUGCUUUGUGGUUUUCACCCAACCACAUGUUCCAGCUUGACCAAUCGACAUCAGAGGAUGUGUUUUUCAGAAUAAGAUACUACUUUCCCAGCUGGUACAGUGGUGGUACGUCUCGAGCGUAUCGAUAUGGAGUCACUAGAGGCUCAGAAAGCCCAGUCCUCGAUGACUUUGUAAUGUUGUACCUGUUCUCGCAGUGGAGAAACGAUUUCAUCAACGGUUUGGUGAAAAUCUCAGACUCUCAUGAAGCUCAGGAAGAGUGUCUGGGUUUGGCGGUGCUGGAUAUGACGAGGACAGCAAAGGAGAGACACUUGUCUCCACUGGACGUCUACCACACCACGAGUUACAAGUCCUUUCUGCCAAAGGACAUGAGAGCUCAGAUCCAGAACUGCAACUUCUUGACACGUAAGCGGAUUCGCUUCCGCUUCAAGCGUUUCAUCCAGCAGUUCAGUCAGUGUCGUACCACAGCACGUGACCUCAAGCUGAAGUACCUCAUCAGCAUGGAGUCUUUGGACAAAGGCUUUUACACGGAGACAUUCAAGGUCCAAGAACUGUCGCAUGGUCCCCUUGUCCUCCUGGUGGCGGCGGACACUGGUGUUCAGUGGUGUCAAGAGAAACUGAAAGACUCUGAGCAGGAGCUGCAGACUUUAUGUGAUUUCCCUGAUAUCACCGACAUCAGCAUCAAACUGGCGAGUAAAGAGGGCGCCGUGGAGAGUCGCGUGGUCACCAUCAACAAGCAGGAUGGAAAGAAUCUGGAGCUGGAGUUCCUCACCUUACCUGAAGCUCUGUCCUUUGUGUCUCUCAUCGACGGCUACUAUCGACUGACCACAGACGCACAUCACUACCUUUGUAAGGAGGUGGCGCCGCCAAGACUUGUGGAGGUCGUCACUUCUCACUGCUAUGGCCCCAUUUCAAUGGAGUUUGCCAUUCAUAGACUUCAGAAAUGUGGAAACAAACGAGGUCUUUACAUUUUGAGACGUAGCCCAAAAGACUUUAACAAGUAUUUUCUGACUUUUCCUGUGGAGGUGUGUGGCGCUGUAGAGCACAAACACUGUCAGAUAACUAGAUCUGCCAGUGGAGAGUUUAAUCUGAGUGGAGCCAAAAGAAACUUCAGCAGCCUUCAGGAACUUCUCAGCUGCUACCAGAAGGAAACGGUUCGCUCUGACACUGUUGUUUUCCAGUUCAGCAGGUGCUGUCCACCUAAAGCUAAAGAAAAGUCGUGUUUGCUCAUGUGCCGGAGCAACAAAAGUUCAGAAGUUCCUCCGUCUCCAUCUCUGCAUCGACACAACAUCAAUCAGAUGGUGUUUCACAAAAUAAGGAAAGAAGAUCUGGACAUUGUGGAAAGUCUUGGCCAAGGAACGUUUACAAAGAUCUUCAAAUGUGUUCGUAAAGAGUUGGGAGAUUAUGGACAGAUUCAUCAGACAGACGCAGUGAUGAAGGUGUUGGACCAGGAUCACAGGAACUACUCUGAGUCAUUCUUUGAAGCAGCCAGUAUGAUGAGCCAGCUGUCACAUAAACACUUGAUCCUCAACUACGGCGUCUGUGUCUGUGGUGAACAAAACAUCAUGGUGCAGGAGUAUGUGAAGUUUGGCUCCAUGGACAUUUACCUGAAGAAGAACAAGAACUCCAUUAACAUCCUGUGGAAGCUGGAAGUGGCCAAACAGCUGGCCUGGGCCAUGAACUUCUUGGAAGAAAAACAACUGGUCCAUGGAAACGUUUGUGCUAAAAAUGUUCUGGUGAUUAGAGAAGAGGGUCGUAGGGCGGGAAACGCCCCCUUCAUCAAACUGAGUGAUCCUGGCAUCAGCAUCACUGUCCUGCCCAGAGACAUACUCGUUGAAAGGAUUCCGUGGGUUUCUCCUGAGUGCGUCAAUGAUCCCGCUAACUUGAGCCUGGCUGCAGACAAGUGGAGCUUUGGCGCCACCUUGUGGGAGAUCUGCAGCAGUGGAGACAAACCAUUAGCUACUCUGGACAAUUCAAAGAAAACCAUGUUCUACGAGGAUCAUCAUCAACUUCCUGCACCAAAGUGGACUGAACUGGCCAACCUGAUCACCAGCUGCAUGGACUACGAGCCCACGUUCAGACCAACGUUUCGUGCCGUCAUCCGUGACCUCCACAGCCUCUUCACACCAGAUUAUGAGCUGAUCGCAGACGGUGACAUUCUUCCAAACCGAGGUUCUGGUCCGGCUUGGUCUAGCUUUGAGAGUCAGGAACCAUCUCAGUUUGAAGAAAGACAUCUGAUUUUCUUACAGCAGCUCGGAAAAGGAAACUUUGGCAGUGUGGAGAUGUGUCGCUAUGAUCCUCUUCAGGACAACACAGGGGAAGUGGUGGCUGUGAAGAAGUUACAGAAUUCCACCGCUGAACACGUACGAGACUUUGAGCGAGAGAUCGAGAUCCUGAAAUCUCUGCAGCACGAGAACAUCGUCAAGUACAAAGGUGUUUGCUACAGCGCAGGGCGACGGAAUCUGCGUCUGGUUAUGGAAUAUCUGCCUUUUGGAAGUUUACGAGAUUAUCUGAUGAAAAACAAGGAGAGGGUUGACAACAAGAAACUCGUACAUUACACUUCUCAGAUCUGCAAGGGGAUGGAGUACCUGUCGAGUAAACGAUAUAUCCACAGAGACCUGGCCACGCGCAACAUUCUGGUGGAGACUGAGCAGAGGGUGAAGAUCGGAGACUUUGGCCUCACCAAAGUUCUUCCUCAGGACAAAGAGUACUACAUGGUCAAAGAGCCGGGAGAGAGCCCCAUCUUCUGGUACGCACCUGAAUCUUUGACUGAGAGUAAAUUCUCUGUGGCGUCAGACGUCUGGAGUUUUGGAGUCGUUCUUUACGAACUUUUCACCCACAGUGACAAAGUGUGUAGCCCCCCUGCUGUUUUUAUGUCAAUGAUGGGAAAUGACAAACAGGGGCAGCUGAUCGUUUAUCACCUGACUGAACUGCUGAGGUCAGGAAGUCGACUGCCACAGCCACUGGACUGUCCAGCAGAGAUUCACGAGGUGAUGAACGAGUGUUGGAACAAUGAGCCGAGUGUUCGUCCUUCAUUUAAAGAACUUGCUCUACGCAUCGACCUGUUCAGAGACUCUACAGACUGACCUCUAAGCAAGGCACUACAGCGUCUUUAACUCCUGCCAUUACAAACAUCUUCACCAGUUUAGACAACGUUGUGAUCGACUGAGAACCUUCAACCAUGUUCUCACAACUGUGUGUGCGUGCGUGUGUGUGUGUGUGUGUGUGUGUGUGUGUGUGUGUGUGUGUGUGUGUGUGUGUGUGCGUGUGCGUGCGUGUGUGUGUGUGUGUGGCUAGCAGGGCUAGCUAUGGUCGCCUCUUCCCUAAA